AUGAGCGGUGUAUAUGUAACCGAUGGGAAUGGUGACGAAGUCUUAGUCGCCGAUAACAAUCCCGGUGGAGGAGUCAACGUGGUUGACAAUGACUAUGGCGGUGGUGUCAAGGUGGUCGACAAUGACUAUGGCGGUGGAGUCAACGUGGUUGACAAUGAUUAUGGCGGUGGAGUCAACGUUGUUGACAAUGAUUAUGGUGGAGGAGUAAACGUGGUUGACAACGACUAUGGAGGGGGUGUAAAUGUGGUAGACAAUGACUGUGGUGGAGGGGUUCAUGUAGUCGACAAUGAUAGUGGGAACGGGGUACUUGUUGCUGAUAACAAUCCUGUUCAAGUACCAGACAGAUGGCAUUGA
Molecule: messenger RNA, 354 nt
Organism: Leptosia nina
Lineage: Eukaryota; Metazoa; Arthropoda; Insecta; Lepidoptera; Pieridae
Source: the annotation of a GenBank genome assembly